Messenger RNA from Styela clava, 1289 nucleotides. Its product is annotated as sodium-coupled monocarboxylate transporter 2-like. Gene Ontology annotation, biological process: sodium ion transport; transmembrane transport. Gene Ontology annotation, cellular component: membrane. Gene Ontology annotation, molecular function: symporter activity. The record is from RefSeq and is a predicted model, not a curated record. NCBI's taxonomy places the organism in Eukaryota, Metazoa, Chordata, Ascidiacea, Stolidobranchia, Styelidae.
UUUAGUAAAUGUUUAUUUAAUGUAACAACAUAAAUAUUUUUCAUUCUUGGAACAAUAUGGACGAGAAUUCUCCUAAAAAUAAUUUUGGAAUAGACGAUUUUAUUGCCUUCGCAGUCGUGCUUCUGGCAUCGUGUAUCAUUGGUAUCUAUUUUGCAUACAAGGAUAGAAAAGAUUCCUCAAUGAGUACUUACUUCUUCGGAGGAAAGCAAAUGCACCCGGUGGCUGUCGGAUUGUCUAUGGCUGUAACAUUUCAGUCAUCAAUUGCAGUUAUAGCCGAACCCACAGAGGCAUACAUUGUAGGAAAUGUUGCAAUUUGGUAUCCUAUUACUAGCUUUUUAGCUUUUACUCUCUCAUUUUUUUACUUCAUGCCGGCAUUUUAUACAAUGGACCACGGCACUAUAUUUGAGUAUCUCCAAAUACGAUUCAAUACAUAUGUGGCAAAAAUAGCGGCUAUUACGAACACCAUUUCAACGAUUUUCUACAUGGGACUAGUCGUAUAUGCACCUGCUACAGUAUUAAAUGCAGUAACGCCAAUUUCACUGAAUUGGAGCAUAGUUUUGACAAGCGUGAUCUGCACUUUCUAUACGGCACUGGGUGGAAUGAAAGCUGUUAUGUGGACUGAUGUGUUUCAAUCAGGAAUCAUGAUUAUCGGAAUCAUUUCGGUUUUCAUUCAAGGCCUAAUAAAAAUCGGAGGAUUUGGUUCCUUAUUUGAGGCUCUUGAGAGAGGAGAACGAUAUACUGCUGGCAGGUUUGAUUACGGCCUUAUCUCUCGUAUUUCUCCUCUAGCGUUGCUUCUGGGAGGAGUUGGACAAAAAUUAAAUAGUCAAGGUUUAUCACAACAAAUAGUGCAACGGUAUCAAUCUUGCAAGUCGUUGCGGCAUGCCCAAUAUGCCGCCCUGUUUUACAUCGUUCCAACAUCGUUGAUAUUCUUAAUUAACGUUGGAAAUGGGCUGGUGAUGUAUGCUUACUUUGAAGGUUGUGAUCCAGUUAAGUCAGGGGAGAUUGAGGAAAUUGAUCAAGGAGUUCCGUACAUGACAUUAAAAUUGUUUGCAGAUAUUCCUGCCAUGUCGGGAAUUUUUGUGGCUGCUGUUUUUAGUGGAUCUUUGAGCACAAUAUCUUCCGGUAUUAACUCGUUUUCAAUGGUGAUUGUAGAAGAUUUCAUUACUCCGUGUUCCGAGAAAGUUGCAAAUUCCGAUACAAUGAAGAUUAUACUUGGAAAAACAUUUGGUAACGGUUAUGACUUCAUGUAUAAGAAAUAUCCUAGUAGAGCCCCACCUCGUGGAAUCUGA